AUGUUCAGCAAAAUCUUAGCUUUCGGCGCUUUUCUCGCGGCGGCCAACGCUGGUCUGUUACACGGACUUGGCCAUGCCGUUUCCUCCCAAAGCAUCAUCCGGCACGAUGAAGGCCACUACGCCUCUCCCGUUGGUCAUGCUGCUCCAGCACUAGCUUACGCUGGCCCAGCUGGUCACUAUGGUGGUCAUCAUGAAUAUGCACACCCUAAAUACGACUUCGCGUACUCUGUGGCUGACCCCCACACUGGCGACCACAAGUCGCAGCAUGAGAGCCGCGACGGAGAUGCCGUUCAUGGGUACUACUCUCUGCUGCAACCUGACGGCUCUGUCCGCAAGGUCGAAUACACUGCUGAUGACCACAGCGGUUUCAACGCUGUCGUGCACAACUCCGCCCCAUUUGUGCAUCCGGCACCUGCCCCAGCCUACCAUCAUUAG
This is a messenger RNA of Pararge aegeria (speckled wood butterfly), 435 nucleotides long. Its product is annotated as cuticle protein 7-like. The transcript has 4 exons. Bases 1 to 435 code for a protein of 144 amino acids. The record is from RefSeq and is a predicted model, not a curated record. Gene Ontology annotation, cellular component: extracellular matrix. NCBI's taxonomy places the organism in Eukaryota, Metazoa, Arthropoda, Insecta, Lepidoptera, Nymphalidae.